Molecule: messenger RNA, 730 nt
Organism: Solanum pennellii
Lineage: Eukaryota; Viridiplantae; Streptophyta; Magnoliopsida; Solanales; Solanaceae
Exons: 4
Coding region: 198-614 (138 amino acids)
Biological process (GO): proteolysis
Molecular function (GO): cysteine-type peptidase activity
Source: RefSeq, a predicted model, not a curated record
CUAAUCUGUCCGCCAUUUUUGUCUACUCUGUCAGCCUUUGAAAAUCAAAAUCGCCAAUUUCGUCUACUCUGUCCGCCAUUUUCGUCCAAUAUUCUUGAAAGAUCCGAAAUUGGUUGAAAACAAGUCUAAGAGCUUGCAUAAUCUUCUAACAAUGAAUAAACAAAGUUUGAAGAAGCAUAAAACACAAAAAGAGGCACAUGCAAAGACACCCAAGAAGAGGGGUAGAAAGCUUGCAAUGGCCAUAUCCAGACCUCCACUGCCAUCGAACAGAAUGGACAGCACUGGAUGCAUAUAAAGACAAGAAAACUGGAGAACUUUUGGGUCCACAACAUUCGUUUAAUGUGGAGUUUGCUCAAGACAACAUGCAACAAAUAAGUGAUAGCCUUGAUUGCGGACUGUUCGUAAUUGUAUAUGCAGAAUUUCUGAGUGACAAAAUCAACAUGUCAUGUAAUAGUUUUGAGAGUAGCUAUCUUCGCAAAAGAUAUGCGAUACUUUUAUUGAAGUAUGGUCUCGACAAGAUGAAUGCUGGAUAUGUUAGCAACAGUGGUGACCCUUCAAGAAUAAAGAAUGUAUUAAACCCAUCAUCUGAAGAUGAAAUUGUUAAUGUAGGCUAGUUAGUUUUUAAUGUUUGAUUUUUUUUUUGUUUUUUGGAGUUAAACAAGAUGUUUGAAGUAUUUAUUAACAUAACAACACAUAUUGUUAAAUUAUGAAAGUGUUUUGAUUUUUAAAA